This is a messenger RNA of Polypterus senegalus (gray bichir), 666 nucleotides long. RefSeq names its product osteocrin (gene ostn). NCBI's taxonomy places the organism in Eukaryota, Metazoa, Chordata, Cladistia, Polypteriformes, Polypteridae. The record is from RefSeq and is a predicted model, not a curated record. Gene Ontology annotation, biological process: hormone-mediated signaling pathway. Gene Ontology annotation, molecular function: signaling receptor binding. The coding region runs from base 105 to 506 and encodes 133 amino acids. The transcript has 5 exons.
GAGGCUAUAAAAAACCUCAGAGUCAACAAGCGCACCCAACAAAGAGAGGGAAAACUUGAACUUUACGAUUGCAGAUCUAUCCAUCCCAGAGCCAGCUCCUGAAGAUGAUUAGACUACGGUGGCCACUAUUACACACUCUUCUUGUCAUUACAUCUCUUCACUGGAUCACAGAGCACAAUCAACUGGUAGAGGGGGCACCAGAGCUUCUCGACACAUUACUUGUCCAAGAUACAGAGUCACAAUCCAUGUCCAGUGAGGAGAAGUCAGCUAAUGACCUCACCACUAAACUCUUCUUAUUGGAUGAACUGGUGAAUCUGGAGAAUGAUGUCAUGGAGACCAAGAAGAAGAGAAGCUUUACUGGGUUUGGGUCGCCUUUGGAUAGGCUCUCAAUAAGCACCAUGGAGGUCAAAGGCAAACCACGGAAAGUUGUUGAUAUACCAAAAAGAAGAUAUGGAAUACCAAUAGACCGACUGGGAAUAAACCGUCUUGCCAGUGGCAGAGGUUAACAUGUUGGAAAGAAGAUGAGCAGAAACAGAUGCAACAUACAAGAAUUUGAAACGAAGACUAAAUGGCUAACUUCUUAUUGUAUGUGGAGAGGGGGUAUUGGUUUUUAUUUUUUUUUUUUAAUAAAUUAUCUACUGGAAUAAAUAUCUUUUUGAGGCCUUA